Messenger RNA from Amphibalanus amphitrite, 2804 nucleotides. RefSeq names its product m7GpppN-mRNA hydrolase-like. Gene Ontology annotation, molecular function: manganese ion binding; 5'-(N(7)-methylguanosine 5'-triphospho)-[mRNA] hydrolase activity; RNA binding. Lineage: Eukaryota; Metazoa; Arthropoda; Thecostraca; Balanomorpha; Balanidae. The transcript is spliced from 5 exons. Bases 307 to 1386 code for a protein of 359 amino acids. The record is from RefSeq and is a predicted model, not a curated record. Gene Ontology annotation, biological process: deadenylation-dependent decapping of nuclear-transcribed mRNA; nuclear-transcribed mRNA catabolic process, nonsense-mediated decay. Gene Ontology annotation, cellular component: P-body; cytoplasm.
UUGUUGUGCGAAUGCGCCAAGUGGACGGUGUUGCAUGUGGAUUAUAAAAGAAAGAUCCUAAUGAAAGUACAUGAACAUUGCAUUGGAGACUUAGGAAGAAUAUUCAUAUUGUACUUCAUUUGAACUUGUGACUCCUAAAAUUUUGGUAAAAACUCAUAUUGAAACAAGUAAAGGAGGCUUCAAAUCAGUUAAGUCUUGGUGCCUACUAAUCUUAUAUGAAAUGCUGCUUGUCUUGACCUCAUGUUACCAAACCAACUAGACACAGUCAUUACUCAAAUGGGUAUCUAAUGACCUUUUAAGGCCAAGAUGUCAAACGGCAGGGAGCACACCGUUCCGACAGACAUUCUGGAUGACCUGUGCAGCAGGUUCAUUAUCAAUGUGCCCGAGGAGGAGAAGUCCCAGACAAACAGGAUCAUGUUCCAGGUGGAGCUGGCCCACUGGUUCUACAUCGAUUUCUACUGCACUGACGAGAGCAACGAGCUGCAGCCGUGCGGCAUCAAGCAGUUCGCGCUGCACCUGUUCCACCACCUGCCGCUGCUCAGGCCGCACCUGGCCGACUUCGAGGCCGUGCUGGCGCGCUGGCGCGAGUACAAACUGGCCGUGCCCACGUGCGGCGCCAUCCUGCUGGACGAGACGUGCCAGCACGUGCUGCUCGUGCAGGGCUUCUACUCGCGCGCCUCAUGGGGCUUCCCCAAGGGCAAGUGUAACGAGUCCGAGCUGGGAGAGCUGCACCGGUGCGCCGUGCGGGAGGUGCAGGAGGAGAUCGGCUACGACAUCUCGGAGGCGCUCAGCCGCGAAGACUACCUGGAGCAGGUGGUGAACGAGCAGCGCGUGCGGCUCUACCUGAUCCCGGGCGUGUCGCGAGCCACCAAGUUUCAGCCGCGCACCCGGAACGAGAUCAAGUCGAUCGAGUGGUUCGCGGUGGCGGACCUACCAACCGGUCAGAGGGACGCGCCGUCCAAGGCCAAGCUCGGGCUCAGUCCAAACAGUUUCUUCAUGGUAAUACCGUUUGUGCGGGCGCUGAAGCGGUGGAUCCAGCAGCGGCCGGCGGCGGGGCCGACGGGUGGCCGUCGCCGGGGACGCGAGAGGCCGCCGGAUGAGGCGCGCGGCAGGCAGCAGCAGGCGGGCUCCCAGGUCCUUCAGGACGAGCCGACCGAGCUGGCGUCCCGCGGCGGCUCUCGAGGCCGCAGCGGCGGCGCCAAGGCGGCCGCCACGCCCCAGAGGCCCGCGCAGCCGGCCUCGCGGGGCUCGCGCAGUCGCACAAAGUCGCAGAGCAACUCCAGUCUGGCCGAGGACCGGUCAGCGAUCGGCGACGAGUUCUCGGCGCCCAGCUGGGAGAACUUCAGCUUUGACAGAAAGAAAAUUCUGGACGCGCUGGCAGGGUGACCUGCGAGGCGCUGUAAAAAGUGAGGGGAGGACGACGUGCUAUGAUGUGGGUUGAAGCUCCCCCAGCCAGUGUUAGUUGACAGACUCGGGGCCGAUGUGUUAUGCCUGAAGUGACCAAAGGUUUGUCGUUGAAGGUCCGGCCAAGGCGUGAACUCGAACUGGCCAAGAUGUGUGUUGCGCCCCAUAAGUGCGAGCCGCGCCGAGCGCACACCGGUGGUGCGGCGAGAUGGAGUUUGGAGGUGCUUCUGACCUACACCCGUACUAGGUCGUCCAGCAGGCUGUGAGCGGAUGGUUUGGCAUGGUUUGCCGUCCGUGCAGCAGCGACCCCGCCUUGGCGCACGCCGGUAUUGUGCGGCCCAGUGCUGUCUCAGCUAACACGAUACAGCGCGACCAUCGUCCAUCGGAUGUAGUCGGCAAGGCGUUCUUCCGAGGACGGACAAGGCGAGUCGGCUCUCCUCCGGGACCGGAAAGCUCCAGUGGUAGAGCUAAGCCGCUGACACAGUGGCUUAUCUCACCGGUGUUAUGGCUGCUGUCUGGUGCCUACAACGUGCCGCGUUCGGACUGUGCGAGCGAGUGGAAGUCUUCCAUUCAGUGAGAUUCAGAUCGGUUCAGUGAUCUCAAGUGUUGCGACGGCUAGUCUGCUCGGCGCCACGACCAGGCGUUUUACAUGUGCCACGGAUGUCCACUAGAUUGAAGGACAGGAGCAAGGACGGAUACAAAAACGAUCAAUUAGUGGUGUUAUGAACGUGUGACAGCUUCCGAAGCCCUGUGAAGUCGCGGGUAUUGAGAACUGGGCCGGACAGGGAAAGUGUGCCCGUCUGCCAGCUGCAAUAUUACUCUUGCCUCGGUGGCCAGAACAAUGACUCUCAAAUUGGUUAUGUGACCCGGUCAGAGUGUUUUUGUUAAAGCUGUCCAACUACUCUUCGUACUUCAUGCCUGCCCCAGUACACUGAUUCGUUUGAAGUUCAGUCGACUACACAGGCUGAUUCAAACACCAAGUAGGUAUUGCACCACGUUUGCUUCUGUGCCAAUCUAUUGUUUGUCAUGCGUCGUCGCUGUUUAGCGUCACCUGACACGUGUUCUCGCCGUCAUAGACGUAAUAUCGGAUGAACAUGUGAAAGAAACUGUUGAGACUUGCUCCCCUCUGCUCCUCGUUUGCCAAGACACCUGGCAUAGCACAGUUUCACGUCGGCUUCUUACUCUACCGAGAUAAAUUUAACCCAGGCGCCAAUGUGUAUUGUGUAUCAAAUGUCUUCGUUUCUGAUGUUAUUCCAGCUGUCCGGCUGUCGUCGUUUCAGAUCUUUCUUUCGCGGUAUGUGAACAAGCCGCAUUUUCGAAGUUAUGUGUCUCGCGCGUCACACUCGUUUGGAUCUACAUGUUUUUCACGCAUCAUUACAAUAUAUUACGCUGCUUCAUAA